Molecule: messenger RNA, 1524 nt
Organism: Ctenocephalides felis (cat flea)
Lineage: Eukaryota; Metazoa; Arthropoda; Insecta; Siphonaptera; Pulicidae
Gene: sqd
Product: RNA-binding protein squid
Exons: 8
Coding region: 110-1156 (348 amino acids)
Biological process (GO): regulation of gene expression
Cellular component (GO): nucleoplasm
Molecular function (GO): RNA binding
Source: RefSeq, a predicted model, not a curated record
GCGCGUACCUCGUCGUGAAACAAGCUAGCCGUACGCAGCCAUUGUUGUUUCGGUAGCAGUAAGAGAAGGUGUUCAGUGAGAAUUUUAGUAAUAGACUUAAAGUAGUUUCAUGUUAUCUAAGGAAACAAUGGCAGAAACACAAGAAUAUACUAUGAAUGGUGGAGAAGAUUUUGCUCAAGAUGUGAAAGAGCAAGAACAAGUUAACGGAGGCGGUGAAGAAGGAGCCGGCGAUGCGUCUCGUGAAAAUGGAAGCGCCGAAGCUCCUGGCCGUGACGACGAUAGGAAACUCUUUGUUGGUGGACUUAGUUGGGAAACAACUGAUAAGGAAUUGCGUGAACACUUCGGUGCAUAUGGAGAUAUCGAUAGCAUUAAUGUUAAAACUGACCCCAGUACUGGUCGAUCACGAGGAUUUGCAUUCAUCGUGUAUUCAUCUCCUGAAUCCAUUGAUAAAGUUGUUGCUGUAUCUGAACAUAUAAUUAACAACAAGAAAGUAGAUCCAAAGAAAGCCAAGGCCCGCCAUGGAAAAAUUUUUGUUGGAGGUUUGACGACUGAAGUCAGCGAUGAUGAUAUCAAAAACUAUUUCAAUCAGUUUGGGACGAUCAUAGAAGUUGAGAUGCCAUUUGACAAGACGAAGAAUCAACGGAAAGGUUUCUGUUUUAUAACUUUUGAAUCUGAGCAAGUUGUCAAUGAGUUAUUGAAAACACCAAAACAAACGAUUGCUGGUAAGGAAGUAGAUGUGAAAAAAGCCACUCCCAAGCCGGACAACAUGCAAGGAAUGCGCGGUGGUCGUGGCGGUCGCGGAGGCAGAGGCGGACGUGGAGGUAGAGGUUACGGUCAAGGUGGUUGGGGAGGUAACCAAGGAGGUUAUGGCGGUGGUUAUGGUGGCUACAACCAGGGUGGAUAUGGAGGUGGUUAUGAUGGUUAUGGCGGUGGCGGCUAUGAUUACUAUGGAGGUGGCUAUGGAGGUUAUGGCGGUUAUGAUUAUGCUGGCUACCCCAACUACGACUACGGCGGCUAUGGGGGAUUUGAAGGGGGCUUUGGAAACGGUGGUCGUACAGGGGGUCCCCGUGGUGGCAAAGGUGCAAGCGGCGGAUAUGGCGGUGGAAAGCAACGUGGUGGUGGUGGUGGACGCCAACAGAGGCACCAGCCCUAUUAAUAACUUAUAGUGAUCCAGUUCAUCUUCCAUUCAGUUCAUAAUAUAUUUCGUUCAUGUGGAGCUCUUUCUAUACUUCCUCAGAAGUGGAAGAGGAAAGAUUUAACUUUAAGUGCGUUCUAAACAUCUGUACAAAUCUUAGUAUUUAGUUAAGAAUGCUCAUUGGCUUCUUACCUAAUGGAGAGUAAGAUAAAAUACUAUGUGAAUUAAUUUAGGUAUAGUUUUGUAUUAAUUUGUGGGUAAAUGUAGAGAUUUUCUCCUUUUAUUUCAUUAUGUAAUUCUCAUUGAAAGUGUAUUAGGAAAUGUAUAAAUUAAUAUUUUUUGUUUUAAUAUUUUAAGUGAAUGAACGAUACUCUUUUUGAGUAAAAACA